Knipowitschia caucasica is the source of this 1002-nucleotide messenger RNA. The record is from the annotation of a GenBank genome assembly. Lineage: Eukaryota; Metazoa; Chordata; Actinopteri; Gobiiformes; Gobiidae.
AUGGCUCCAGAUGAAGCCAUCACCUGGAAGAGAAAGCAGCCUGGAGUCUGUGUCAGGCUCCGCAGCUCCUCAUGGGACCAGGCGAGGCGCCUCUUCACGUGCCAUGAGGUCAUUUCCAUGGUUUUCAGAUCGCCUUUAGAGCUUUAUCCCUCCCAUUUCUUCCUGCCAAACUUCGCUGAUCGCCCUCUGCUCCUGGCGAACAGCGCUCCCUCCGCCAGGACUCCAGAAGACUUGUCCAUGUUUCAGCUGCCGACCCUCAACUUCUCCCCGGAGCAGGUGGCGAGCGUCUGCGAGACGCUGGAGGAGACCGGGGACAUAGAGCGUCUGGGCCGCUUCCUCUGGUCUCUGCCCGUGGCUCCGGGAGCAUGCGAGGCGAUCAACAAACACGAGUCCAUCCUGCGCGCCCGGGCUGUUGUUGCCUUCCACACGGGGAAUUUCAGAGACCUCUACCAUAUCCUCGAGAACCACAAGUUCACUAAAGACUCGCACGGUAAACUGCAGGCCAUGUGGCUGGAGGCACACUACCAAGAGGCCGAGAAGCUCCGCGGGCGCCCGCUUGGACCCGUAGACAAAUACCGCGUACGGAAGAAGUUUCCGCUGCCUCGGACCAUCUGGGACGGGGAGCAGAAGACGCACUGUUUCAAAGAGAGGACGCGCAGUCUGCUGCGAGAGUGGUACCUCCAGGACCCCUAUCCAAACCCCAGCAAGAAAAGGGAACUGGCACAAGCCACUGGACUCACUCCCACACAGGUCGGAAACUGGUUUAAAAACCGGAGACAACGAGACAGAGCCGCGGCAGCCAAAAACAGGCUCCAGCACCAAGCAAUAGGAGCGAGCGGCAUGAGGUCUCUGUCAGAGGCCGGCCUGACCCCACACAGCUCCGCAGAGUCGCCUUCCACGGCCGCCAGCCCCACCACCAGCGUGUCCAGUAUGACAGAGAGAGUGGACACGGGCACGUCCAUCCUCUCAGUCACAUCCAGCGACUCUGAGUGCGAUGUAUGA